Molecule: messenger RNA, 1143 nt
Organism: Penicillium diatomitis
Lineage: Eukaryota; Fungi; Ascomycota; Eurotiomycetes; Eurotiales; Aspergillaceae
Product: glycoside hydrolase family 28 protein
Exons: 4
Coding region: 1-1143 (380 amino acids)
Biological process (GO): pectin catabolic process
Cellular component (GO): extracellular region
Molecular function (GO): polygalacturonase activity
Source: RefSeq, a predicted model, not a curated record
AUGGUUUUCAGCCUCAAACUCUGCCUUGUGGGCCUGGCCAGCGCUGCCGCCGUUCAAGCCAUUCCCAACACUAUGCCGGAGCUCGAUGUGAUUGCCACUUCCUCCCUGGAGGAGCGAGCCUCUUCUUGCACCUUCUCCGGUGCCAGCGGUGCCGCGGCAGCCAUCAAGGCCAAGAAUACCUGUUCGACGAUUGUUUUGUCGUCAGUGGCUGUUCCCGCUGGAACUACUCUUGAUUUGACCGGCCUGAGACAGGGAACCACGGUCAUCUUCGAGGGCACCACCACCUUCGGCUACAAGGAAUGGACUGGUCCCCUUGUCUCCAUAUCUGGAACCGACAUCACCGUCACUGGUGCUUCUGGCUCCGUGCUCGAUGGAGAUGGUGCACGCUGGUGGGACACCAAGGGAUCCAACGGUGGCAAGAAGAAGCCCAAGUUCUUCGCUGCCCACAACCUGAUCAACUCCAAGAUUCAGGGUCUCACCAUCAAGAACUCGCCCGUGCAGGUCUUCAGCAUCAAUGGCGCGCAGGCUCUGCAUCUCGAUAACAUCACUGUCGACAAUGCCGAUGGUGACUCUAAAGGUGGCCACAACACUGAUGCCUUUGACGUCGGUUCCAGCACUGGUGUCUACAUCACCAACCCCAUCGUCCACAACCAGGAUGACUGCCUGGCGGUCAACUCUGGCACGGACAUCCACUUCACCGGAGCCCAGUGCGUUGGUGGUCACGGUAUCUCCAUUGGCUCUGUCGGUGGCCGCUCUGACAACAUCGUCUCCAAGGUCACUGUUCAGGGAUGUACCAUCAAGGACUCUGAGAACGGUGUUCGCAUCAAGACCGUCUACGGCGCAACCGGUGCGGUCAAGGACGUCACCUACCAGGACAUCACCCUGUCCAACAUUAGCAAGUAUGGCAUUGUCGUUGAGCAGGAUUACGAGAAUGGCAGCCCUACCGGCAAGCCCACUGCUGGCGUUCCCAUCACCGGUCUGACCCUGAACAACGUAAAGGGCUCUGUGAGCAGCAAAGCCACCAACAUCUACGUUCUCUGUGCUUCGGGCGCUUGUUCCGGUUGGAAUUGGAGUGGGGUGAGCGUGACUGGUGGAAAGACCAGCGCCAAGUGUCUCAACGUCCCCGGCAGCGCCAAGUGCUAG